Messenger RNA from Paramecium octaurelia, 3960 nucleotides. The record is from the annotation of a GenBank genome assembly. Lineage: Eukaryota; Ciliophora; Oligohymenophorea; Peniculida; Parameciidae.
AUGGAUGUAUUGUUUAAUCAAUAAAAUUUAUAUAUGAUAACUAUUAUUUAAUUAAUUUUUCUCCAAAAAUAUUAAACAAUGUUGUUUAUUAUCAUUGUCUUUGAAGUCUAGAUAUUUUAGAUAAAUUCAAAUUCAUGCGAGAUUUAGCAAAUACAACCCAUAAUAACAUGUUACUAAGAGGCUUAAGAUUGUUUUAUUUUAGAAGGAAAUGAGGAAAAUUAUUACAAUCUGAAGCAUAUUGAUAAUAAAAUUGUAUAACAACUAUUUACUAUUCCUUUUGAAGUUGUUCCAAUUCAAACAAGAAUUUUUAAAUCCUUAGGUUAAGAGGUUUUAUUAAAGAAACUUAUUUGUUAAUUAUUUUUAGAUCUUAACUAUUAUAUAACAUGUAUCAAAAUUGAUAUAUUAAAUUAUGAAAAAUAAGAAAAUAAUAUUGAAAGCAUCAAGAUUAAAACAAAUAUAACUAAUGAAGAGUCCUGUGAUGAAUUUUAUUAACUAGUUAAUGGUAACCUAUUAUUAUUUUGCAUGACCUAAUUUACUUUAAAACAAUAUUAAGUAAGCCUAUUAGGUGAAGUGAUUCUGAUAUUGGAGUAUGAUGUUUCUAUUUAAAUACAGGAUAAGUGCAAAAAGAAAUAAUUCAAUCUUUUUGAUAAAAAUUAAAUUAUAAUUGCAUUUGUCAAUUGUUUUUAAUGGAAGGUAUUUGAAAUAAAUAAUGAAUAAUUAAAAAUUAUAAUUUAAUCUAAAAUGAAGAAUUACAAUCCUGCUCUUGAGUUAUUUACUAAGAUAGAUCAUAUACAAAUUUGCUAAACAAAUUCAUUGACUCUUUAUUUUGUUGAGGCAAAUAAUUAUCUUUAAGUUAUGUGGGAAGCUGGCUAAGCAAUUCUUAAUACAAUAUACAAAAGUGAAAAUCAAAUAUUGAAAAUAAUACUUUCUAAUAUUUGUUAAAAAGUUCUCCUCAUAACAUAUAAAAAUGAGACAAAUUUAUAACCAGUUUAAAUUAUAAACUAUGAAAUAGUUUUAGAUAAUUCUUUUAAAACUGAUCAAAUUCAUUUUUUUUCUGGUUUUCUCUUUUUACAAAAUUAAAAUGAGUUAAAUAUAAGGAUUGAUGAACAUCUAUAUCAAAAAUAUAAUAUUUUAAAUUCAUCAUUAUUUUUUUUAGAAUAAGAUAACUUGUUUUAUUAAAUAGAUAAAUUCAAAGUAUAGUCAUAAUUCUAUAGAUAUUUUCCAAUAAGUAGUUAUGUUAAACCUUAAUAACAAUUUGUAUACCUAAUUAAGAGACUUGAAAAGCAUGGCUCAUAAUAAUUGUUAAAGUGUUUCAAAAUUCAAUAUGAAAAAAAGAUCCAAUAGAAUAAUAAUUUCUAGUAUUCACUCUUAGUAUAAAAGAAUUGCUAAUAUCAACAAGAAGAAAAACUCACUAUUGAUUCAUUUACUUAAUUUCAAUAACAAGAGUUUGAAUUUCAUAAUAAUAAGACUGGAAGCGUUAGAAUGAGUAUCAUAUAUAAAGAAAAACUAGAGAACUAAUGCUAUUAAAGAAUAAAAAGAUAUAAAUUUAAAAGUAAGAUUACUUUAUUAUCUAUUAAAAAUAUCAAUUUUAUAGUCUUCCAAGCUGAAAAUCAAUACUAUUUCCUUAAUUGUUAAAAAAACCAAAUUUAAUUGAGCAUAAAUAUCGAACAAUUUGAAGUAAUAGAAUAUCUAGAAGAUUAUUAUAUUAUUGAUACAAAUAAAAUGAAAAUCGAAAUGAUUUAACUUUUUUCAGGAUAAAUAACCUUAAGUUAAAUACCUUUUAAUAUGGAAAUAAUAAAAAUCUAAUAAACUUCUGAAUAAAUUAUUCUAUAUGUUAAGGAUUCAGAAUAUCCUUUAUUAAUAUAUUUAGAUUAGUUUUCAUAAAAUCAUUUCAAUUACAUCUCAUCAUAUCUUUAUGAACCAAAAUAAAUUUUAUAUUAUAAAGAAUAAGGGUCUUAUAAAUUGAUUCAAUAUGAAAAUAUUUUUGCCUAUGAAUUAAAUGGUGAGGUAAAAUGCUUUUAAUUAUCAGGAGUCUAAAUUAUUACUAUUAGAAAUUAGUUAAAAACUUCCUUUUGUCUUUGGGGAGUACAAAAUCAAACGAACUCACUAAUAUUAUAUCAUUUGGAUGAAUAUGCAUUACACCAAUUAAAUAAUUAUACUUUAUAAGAAUAUCAAUUCUCAAACCCUUUAAAGUACAAGUUUACUUUUUUGAAAUUAGCAAUUUUAAUUGAAAAAAACCAAUCUCUUUUUAUAGCUACAUACUCUAUCACUACAACAACAAUCCAAUUAAUUAAUAUUAUUUAAACAAAUGAUGUCUAUUUUGAAUUAAUCAAUAAUACUUUAUUAUAUUUGUAUAAUGGGUAAAUCUGGUACCAUUAUUUGAAUCAAAUAGUGUCCCUUAUUAAUAUUAAUGUUAGCAAUCAAUAAACAUUGCUCUAAUCUUAUCAGUUAACAUUAAAUCCAACCUACAAAUUUGAAGAUAGUAUCAAUUUUAGCAUUUUAAUUUUAAAUGAAUGUCAUCUUUUAUCUGCUUAAUCAAACUAAUUGAUUUUGAAAAUCGAAAAGAAUGAAAAAUUGAAGUUAAAAAUUUCUGAAAUGUUUUUGGGUCCAAUACAUAAUGUAACAAUAAAGGAGAAUGAAAAUAUUACAUUAUAGGGACCUUUGUAAUUUAUUAAACAAUUUAAAGAUUGCAUAGAUUCAUUUAUAUUUUGUAUUAAACAAAAGAAUAUUGCUUUUUUAGAUAACAAUAAGCUAAUAAUGUAUCCAUUUUCAGCAAUUAUUUUAGAAGACAAAAUUUUGUGUGAAAUUUCAUAAUUAGAUACAGAAAAUGUCCUAUACUAGGUAUUUUGGAUUUCAGAAAAUUAUUUUCUAUCGAUUUGUCAAUUAAAUGACUAUUUGCAUAUUCAUCUACUCUAGUGCAUCUUAGAAGACCAUUCAAAUUGUAAGGAACUCUAGGUAUAAAUCAUAAAAUUUAGAGUCGGUUUUCCUUUUCAUGAAAAUGUUAUUAAAACAUAAAAUUUGGUUAAAUUACAGAAUGCAUUGUAAUAAACCUAUCUAUUUAUUAAAAAUUAUAAUUUUAGUUUAAUUCACCUUUCAAAUAAUUAUAAUUUGGAUAUUAAAUACAUUGAGGAAUCAGUGGAUUCAUUUAUUGGGUUAGAAAAGUUGGAUUAUAAUUAAGUUUUUGAAGUAGAAAUAACGAUUUACACAAUCUAACUUAAUGGAAUUUGUAUCUAAUUCUCUUAGAAUGUCAUAAAAAUACUUAAAGAUUUAUUGCCUACAGUUGAGAAUAAUCCAACAUUAAAAAAUAUUGGAUUAAUUUAAUGCAAAUAGAAUGUAAAUAUUACUAGUGUCAUUCUAUUUAUGAGUUAUCGUAAUUUAUCCUUCAUGAUAUAACUCUAGAUUAAUAUUUAAAACAGUUCUAUUUUUUCUUUUGAGAUAAGAAAAUAGAUUAGGCACCCAUCUCUAAAUUUUGAUUUCAAGCCUGACUAUAUUGAUGAGAAUUAUUUAAUUGUAAAAUAGCUUAACUAAAAUGUUGCAUAUUAUUAUGAUCUACAAGAAGAAAGAGAAUAUUAUGAUACAAUUUAUCGUUUAAAUUCUCAUAUUAAAACCUUAAGAGUAAAUACUACACAUUUUAUUUUUAUAAACCAGUCACAGAUUUAUUGGGGAAUAAUAAAUUAUGAAUUAGUUUAUCAAAAUGUAGAAAAUUUCUCUUUGAAUUUUAUCUUAUUUGCUUAAAAUGAAGUAUCUGAUGCUCAAAUUUCAAUUUUUUUAUAGAGUCAUUAAAUUGAUUUAUGCAAUUCAAUGUAUGACUCUAAGAAGUUCAUCAUAGUUAUUUAACUAAUAAAUCUAAUUUUAAUAACCUUAUAUAUGAGAUUAAAAUACUUUCGAAAAAUGAAAUAAAAAAAAAUCACAGAUUUAAACAACUCGAGUGCUAAGAGUCGAUUUUAAAAAAUAAUUUGA